Hypomesus transpacificus is the source of this 1509-nucleotide messenger RNA. It is a transcript of the gene atp6v1e1b, whose product is annotated as ATPase H+ transporting V1 subunit E1b. Lineage: Eukaryota; Metazoa; Chordata; Actinopteri; Osmeriformes; Osmeridae. Gene Ontology annotation, cellular component: proton-transporting two-sector ATPase complex, catalytic domain. Bases 109 to 789 code for a protein of 226 amino acids. Gene Ontology annotation, molecular function: proton-transporting ATPase activity, rotational mechanism. The transcript is spliced from 10 exons. Gene Ontology annotation, biological process: proton transmembrane transport. The record is from RefSeq and is a predicted model, not a curated record.
UUACAAUAUCAGCUGAUCCAUCGUAGACAUCUUUGAGAGUCACGACUACGGCGAUUAAUUCAUCCGCUUGUGUUUCAUUUUUUCUGCGGAUCUUAGACAGCUGCGACCAUGGCGCUCAGCGAUGCCGAUGUACAGAAGCAGAUCAAGCACAUGAUGGCCUUCAUCGAGCAGGAGGCCAAUGAGAAGGCAGAAGAAAUUGAUGCCAAGGCCGAAGAAGAGUUUAACAUCGAGAAGGGUCGUCUGGUUCAGACGCAGAGGCUGAAAAUCAUGGAGUAUUACGAGAAGAAGGAGAAGCAGAUUGAGCAGCAGAAGAAAAUUCAGAUGUCCAAUCUGAUGAACCAGGCUCGUCUGAAGGUGUUGAAGGCUCGUGAUGACAUGAUCUCUGAAAUGUUAAAUGAGGCACGCCAACGGCUGUCAAACGUGGCUAAGGACUCAAGCAGGUACCCAGCACUGAUGGAUGGUCUGGUUCUGCAGGGUUUCUACCAGCUUCUUGAGUCGAAAGUGACCAUUCGUUGCCGCAAACAGGACGUGCAAAUGGUCCAGGGAUCCUUUCAAAAAAACAUACCCAUUUACAAAGCAGCAGUGAAGAACAAUAUCGAGGUCCGCAUCGAUCAGGAGAACUACCUGUCUCCAGACCUCUCUGGUGGUAUUGAGGUCUACAAUGCCGAUGGGAAGAUCAAAGUGGCCAACACUCUGGAGAGCCGACUGGAUCUCAUGGCUCAGCAGAUGAUGCCUGAGAUCCGUGUGAAGCUCUUCGGCGCUAACAUGAACCGCAAAUUCAUGGACUGAGUGUCUCCGUGGUCUUACAGAGAAGCUGUUCUUUUUUUUUUUUUUUUUUUGUGUAAAAGAUUCCAUUCCUGUGUCUAUGAAAAAAAAAAUGCAAUUCCAACUCCAAAAAGACACUUUGUUUGUUGUUGUGUGAUGUAUAGUCAUAUUUGUGCAAAUUCUGGGACGGUAUAGAAGUUGCAACUUAAUUUGCGUUUGUAAGUGGGAGAUGUUUUUGCACUGAGGUAACUGCUGGUUUACUCCAUCAAGGGGUUUUUAGUUUACACACCUCAGUCAACAAUGUCUUGAUUGGUGAAAUUGGUUUAGUAUUUCAGACUCCGACUGAAUCAGCCAUAAGAGACAGAAUCUCUUUACUGUUUCAUUAUGGAUUCCUCCAUGUUGGCCCCACAUUAAUCUCUAACUUGACAAAUUGCAUGUAAGUAUCGUAAUAACAAUAGGUAUUUCUUGCCACCUAGCAAAAUUGAAGUAAUGUGGAAAAGUGCAAAGACCAUUUAUGUUUUAUUAAGUUGAGUUAAUUUAUUUAUGUUAAUAUCUACAUUGCUCUUGUCAGAAGGGGGAUGUAAUUCUACAGUAUAGGGUGCACAAUAUAUACGGUUUGAGGAUUCCCCAAAAAUAUUUGUACGUUUGUGCUUUGUUUUAUGUUGUUAAUUCGGAUUAAAUAUGUCCAUCUGAACAAGUUAUAUUGUGAAAAUAUGAUGUAAUAAAGUAUAAAUCAAGAAUGAA